AUCGUUAAAUUUCCUGAGAAUCGGCGACCUUACUUUUUCUCCCGUAAUUUCUCAUCGCCCCCUCUCGGCGCCGCCUCUCUCCUCCGAACAACUCGCGCAGCGCCGCCUCUCUCCUCCGAGUUCUCGCCGCCGCCUUUCUCCUCCGAACAACUCACCUCUCUCGGCGCCGCCUCUCUCCUCCAAACAACGUUCGGCCUCCUAGAUCACUCAGCAUCCUUUCCGUCAGCGCCGGCGAUAGGUCACUCGGAAUUAGAUUGCCAGAUUUUAGUAAUUUGUUGAUUGAUAAUUUCUAUUUGAACGAGCCAUUAUGGAGGGUGAUAAGAAAGUUAUGGAUAUUGAUACAAUGACCACCAUUUUAGAAGCAGAAGUGGGCACUGCUGGAGGAUUGUGCAUGCCUCAUAAGGAAAGACCAAUUUAUAGACCUCCUGAGAGAAAAUCUUCUUUAGGAUUGGAUGUUCUUGCAAAUGCAAAAAGAGAGAAACAGGACACAUGUUUUAAAGUUCCUAUUCAGAGGAAGGUAAUGACCUUCGAUUCUAUUGAUGAAGAUGAGAAGAUUGGUUCUUUUGGGAUUGAAGAUUCUGCAGAUGAUUCAUCUUGUGGCACACAUGGACAUGCCAUGCGGCGGUAUCGUGGAUCUUUUACUGAGGACAAUUCACUUUCUGAGUCCACUAUAUGCGAUGAUGGGGGCAGCCAAAAUUCUCAUUCACAACAAGCAAAUGAGUCUCGAAAUCUCGAGGUUUCUACAUCAAGAAGCUCAACAAGCAUCGACUCUCGCAGCCCAGAUAAUUAUGAGAGGAACAAGAAACAAAAAUAUCGUACUAGUGAACAUGGUGGAAGACACGAACAUGGUAGAUCCAGGCACUAUAACGAUUCUAGCAGGAAGCGGAGUCGUUAUGAUCACACCUCUAGAACUCCUGCUAGGUCAGACUGGGAUGAUACCCCAAGGCGAAGUUCUCAGGACACUUACUCUUUGUCUAGUAGGCACCGACCUUCUCCAUCUCCAAUGUUAGCAGGUGCCUCACCUGAUGCACGACUUGUGUCUCCAUGGCUGGAUACUUCACCUCGUUCCACAGCUUCUCCAUGGGACAGCAUAGCUCCCUCUCCGACGCCGAUACGUGCCUCUGGAUCUUCAAGAAGUUCUGGUUCAUAUCAAAGAGGGAAGCAUCAUCUACAUGUUAGUGGUGUUGCAGGUCACGAGGAUAAUGAAGCUGCUGAGAACUCGUUGACAACUUUUAAGUCUUCUGAUAUUACUGAGGAAAUGCAGCAGGAGAUGGAUUAUGAUGCAGAUCGUGCAUGGUAUGAUAGAGAAGAGCAUAGCACAAUGUACGAUGCUGAUAACUCAUCUUUGUUUGGUGGGGAUGAUGCUUCUUAUCAGAAGAAAGAAGCAACGCUCACAAAGAAACUGACUCGCAAGGAUGGAACUUUAAUGACUCUUGCUCAAAGUAAGAAAAUGUCACAACUAACUGCCGAUAAUGCUCAAUGGGAGGAUCGGCAGCUGUUGAGAUCUGGAGCUGUUAGAGGGACAGAGGUUUUGAUGGAUUUUGACGAUGAGGAUGAGCGCAAAAUCAUACUUUUAGUUCAUGAUACAAAGCCUCCUUUCCUUGAUGGAAGAGUAGUGUUCACUAAACAGGCAGAACCAGUAAUGCCUAUAAAGGAUCCAACAUCAGACAUGGCCAUAAUUGCACGCAAAGGUUCUGUUCUUGUUAGAGAGAUUCAUGAAAAACAGAGUAUGAAUAAAUCACGUCAGCGAUUUUGGGAGCUGGCUGGAUCAAAACUUGGAGAAAUUUUAGGGGUCCAGAAGACGGCUGAGCAGAUUGAUGCAGAUACUGCAGUGGUAGGAGAAGAGGGUGAAGUGGAUUUUAAGGAGGAUGCCAAGUUUGCUAGACAUAUGAAAGAAAAAGGUGAAGCAGUGAGUGAAUUUGCCAAGUCAAAGUCCCUUUCACAACAACGCCAAUAUCUUCCAAUAUAUUCUGUGCGUGAUGAGCUAUUGCAGGUUGUUCGUGAAAAUCAGGUUAUAGUGGUAGUUGGUGAGACUGGUUCAGGAAAGACAACACAAUUGACCCAGUACUUAUAUGAAGAUGGUUAUACAACUGGCGGUAUCAUUGGUUGCACACAACCAAGGCGAGUGGCAGCAAUGAGUGUUGCAAAGCGAGUGAGCGAGGAGAUGGAGACAGAGUUGGGUGAUAAAGUUGGUUAUGCUAUAAGAUUUGAGGAUGUAACUGGCCCAACUACUAUAAUAAAGUACAUGACUGAUGGGGUGCUUUUGCGAGAAACACUGAAAGACUCUGAUCUUGACAAAUACAGAGUAAUUAUCAUGGAUGAAGCACAUGAGAGAUCACUUAGCACUGAUGUUCUAUUUGGAAUACUUAAAAAAGUAGUUGCUAGGCGCCGUGAUUUCAAGCUCAUUGUCACGUCUGCGACUUUGAAUGCUCAAAAGUUCUCCAAUUUCUUUGGAAGUGUUCCAAUUUUCUACAUUCCUGGAAGGACCUUUCCGGUGGAUAUUCAGUUCAGCAAAACACCCUGUGAAGACUAUGUUGAUGCUGCAGUUAAGCAGGCUAUGGCCAUACACAUCACUAGCCCUCCUGGUGACAUCCUCAUCUUUAUGACAGGGCAGGAUGAGAUUGAAGCUGCAUGCUAUGCUCUUGCUGAACGAAUGGAGCAACUCAUUGCUUCUGCAAGCAAAGAAGUCCCAAAACUUUUGAUAUUACCAAUCUAUUCUCAGUUGCCAGCUGAUCUGCAAGCCAAGAUAUUCCAGAAAGCAGAAGGCAAUGCUCGGAAAUGCAUUGUGGCAACCAACAUUGCAGAGACAUCACUUACAGUGGACGGUAUCUUCUAUGUGAUAGAUACAGGUUAUGGUAAAAUGAAGGUCUACAAUCCUAGAAUGGGUAUGGAUGCUCUUCAAGUCUUUCCAGUUAGUCGUGCAGCUGCUGACCAACGAGCUGGUCGUGCUGGAAGGACUGGUCCUGGUAAAUGCUAUCGCUUAUUUACUGAAUCAGCCUAUCAAAAUGAAAUGCUUCCUAAUCCUGUCCCAGAGAUCCAACGAACAAAUCUAGGGAAUGUGGUCUUGCUGUUGAAAUCUUUGAAAAUUGAAAAUCUUUUGGAUUUUGACUUCAUGGAUCCACCGCCACAAGAAAACAUCCUCAAUUCUAUGUACCAGCUAUGGGUUUUGGCUGCCUUGAACAAUGUUGGUAGUCUUACUGAUAUUGGUUGGAAGAUGGUUGAAUUCCCUUUGGAUCCGCCCCUUGCCAAAAUGUUAUUGAUGGGCGAGCAGUUGGAAUGCAUUAAUGAGGUUUUAACAAUUGUUUCUAUGCUUUCGGUGCCUUCUGUUUUCUUCCGACCAAAGGACCGAGCAGAGGAAAGUGAUGCAGCCAGGGAAAAGUUUUUCGUUCCAGAGUCUGACCACUUGACCCUUCUCAAUGUAUAUCAACAAUGGAAAGCAAAUCAAUACCGUGGAGAUUGGUGUAAUGAUCACUUCUUGCAUGUAAAGGGUCUUCGAAAGGCAAGGGAAGUCAGAUCUCAGUUACUAGACAUACUCAAGCAAUUGAAGAUUCCCUUGACUUCAUGCGGAUUGGACUGGGACAUAAUCAGAAAGGCAAUCUGUUCUGCAUAUUUCCACAAUUCUGCCAGACUGAAAGGUGUGGGUGAGUAUGUGAAUUGCCGAAAUGGUAUGCCAUGUCAUCUUCAUCCCAGCAGUGCCCUCUAUGGGCUCGGAUACACUCCAGAUUAUGUGGUUUAUCAUGAGCUUGUGCUGACUACCAAGGAGUAUAUGCAAUGUGUGACUGCAGUUGAGCCACAUUGGCUGGCUGAGUUAGGACCGAUGUUUUUCUCUGUAAAAGAGUCUGAUACAUCUAUGCUCGAUCACAAGAAGAAACAAAAGGAAGAGAAGACUGCAAUGGAGGAGGAAAUGGAGAAUCUUAGGAAAGAACAGGCUGAAGCUGAGAAAUUGAACAAGGAGAAAGAACGAGAAAAGCAAGCUAAGCAGCAGCAACAAGUCGCAAUGCCAGGAUUGCGGAAAGGCACUUCAACAUAUAUCAGACCCAAGAAAAUGGGUUUGUAAAUUGUAUUUUUAUCUUUCUACAUCAUUUUGUAAUCUCUAUCAGUGAUGCAUAUGUGCCUUCCUUGUAGAUGUUUAGUUAUGCCACAAUUGUAGAUGUUUGUCCAUGGUGUUGUACUGUACUUCAACGUUGAUAGUUUAUUUUCAAUUAAUGAAGGCUGAUGAUACGAAACUGCAGAUUUGGUAA
This is a messenger RNA of Zingiber officinale, 4241 nucleotides long. RefSeq names its product pre-mRNA-splicing factor ATP-dependent RNA helicase DEAH7-like. Gene Ontology annotation, molecular function: ATP binding; RNA binding. The transcript is spliced from 18 exons. Gene Ontology annotation, cellular component: intracellular anatomical structure; spliceosomal complex. Bases 308 to 4057 code for a protein of 1249 amino acids. The record is from RefSeq and is a predicted model, not a curated record. NCBI's taxonomy places the organism in Eukaryota, Viridiplantae, Streptophyta, Magnoliopsida, Zingiberales, Zingiberaceae. Gene Ontology annotation, biological process: mRNA splicing, via spliceosome.